Molecule: messenger RNA, 1623 nt
Organism: Thelazia callipaeda (thelaziosis nematode)
Lineage: Eukaryota; Metazoa; Nematoda; Chromadorea; Rhabditida; Thelaziidae
Source: the annotation of a GenBank genome assembly
AUGUUGUCUUUUGUUCGGAACACAACUCGUAUAGCUACUUCAAUGAGCUUACGAUACUUGUCUACACCUCCAAUUAUGGGAAGUCAUGCUCAACUUGAUGACUUGAAACUUCCCAUGGAUGAACAAAUGAAUCCAUCAUUUUUCAAGAUGGUGGAUUACUACUUUGAUAAGGGAUCGCAAGUAAUCUUACCAAAACUUGUCGAUGAGAUUAAAUCACAUAAUCUGUCUGUCAAAGACAAAAAAAACUUGGUGGAAGGUAUACUGCGUGCAAUCAAGCCUGCAAAUAAAGUUUUAUACAUCACAUUUCCUAUUCGUCGUGAGAAUGGUGAAUAUGAAAUGAUAGAAGCUUGGAGAGCACAACACAGCGAGCAUCGUACUCCUACGAAAGGAGGCAUCCGUUAUGCAUUAGACGUUUGUGAAGAUGAAGUACGAGCAUUAGCUGCUUUGAUGACAUAUAAAUGUUCUGUUUCUGAUGUUCCAUUUGGUGGGGCUAAAGGUGGUGUAAAGAUUGAUCCCAAAAAAUAUACGGAAUAUGAAAUUGAAAAAAUUACUCGUCGCGUGACAGUAGAAUUUGCUAAAAAAGGAUUUUUGGGAACUGGUGUUGAUGUUCCUGCACCUGAUAUGGGAACUGGUGAACGUGAAAUGGGUUGGAUUGCAGAUACAUAUGCACAAACCAUAGGACAUUUGGAAAAAGAUGCAUCUGCUUGUGUUACUGGGAAACCAAUUGUUGCUGGAGGUAUACAUGGACGUACAUCAGCAACGGGACGAGGAGUAUGGAAAGGUCUUGAAGUAUUUAUUAACAACGAAGAAUGCAUGUCACGAGUAGGACUGACACCAGGCUUUAGUGGAAAAACUUUCAUCGUGCAGGGAUUUGGAAAUGUAGGCUUGCAUACUACUCGCUAUCUUCAUCGAGCUGGUGCAAGAUGUAUAGGUGUACAGGAAUAUGACUGUGCAAUUUUUAAUCCUGACGGUAUUCAUCCAAGAGAACUAGAAGAUCAUAUCAUUGAGAGUGGCUCUAUUAAAGGUUUUCCAAAAGCUAAACCAUUCGAACCAUUCAGUGAUCUUAUGUAUGAGAAUUGUGAUAUAUUUGUACCAGCCGCAUGUGAGAAAGUCAUCCACAAAGGAAAUGCCCACAGAAUUAAGGCAAAGGUAAUCGCAGAGGCAGCUAAUGGACCAACAACACCAGCUGCUGAUAAAAUAUUGCUUGCUCGUGGUGACUGUCUUAUUGUACCCGAUCUAUUUGUUAACAGCGGGGGUGUUACUGUAUCUUAUUUUGAAUGGUUGAAGAAUCUUAAUCAUGUCAGUUAUGGACGUCUUACAUUUAAGUAUGAAAAGGAUUCUAAUUAUCAUUUGCUUGAUAGCGUUCAAGAAUCGUUGAAACGUUGUCUCAAUAAAGACGUGAAAAUCGAACCGACAAUGGAGUUUAAGAAUCGUAUCGCAGGUGCAUCAGAGAAGGAUAUUGUGCAUUCAGGUUUAGAAUACUCAAUGCAGCGUUCGGGAAAAGCCCUGAUUGAAACUGCGCACAAGUAUGACUUGGGUUUGGAUAUCCGCACGGCAGCAUUUGCAAAUGCAAUUGAAAAAAUAUACCGAAUGUACAGAACACUUGGAUUCACUUUCACAUAA